This is a messenger RNA of Zingiber officinale, 1557 nucleotides long. Its product is annotated as probable trehalose-phosphate phosphatase 6. The transcript has 11 exons. Gene Ontology annotation, biological process: trehalose biosynthetic process. NCBI's taxonomy places the organism in Eukaryota, Viridiplantae, Streptophyta, Magnoliopsida, Zingiberales, Zingiberaceae. The record is from RefSeq and is a predicted model, not a curated record. Bases 144 to 1235 code for a protein of 363 amino acids. Gene Ontology annotation, molecular function: trehalose-phosphatase activity.
GGCCCGAGGGUUCAUUUCGCCCUCCCCACCGUCCCAAAUCCGAAACCAGAAGCAGAGUCCGGAGGAGGAAGAAGAAGAGUUCGAUUUCACUCUGCUUUUCUCGAUUCGAAUCGAUCCUCAGCCUUUCGAUAGAGCCGGAGCAGAUGACGAAGCAGAGUUUGAUGCUUACGGAGGAGCACGCCGUUGCUGUGGUCGCCGCCGCCGCUACAACGUUUUCAAACUUCCCCUAUCCGCCCACCACCGCCGCCAUCCUCAGCUAUCCCGGUUACAAGAAAAUGUGUUGCCAAAUCGACCUCGGAGGCGGCGGAAAACGCAGUUCGUGGAUCGAGUUCAUGGCCGCAGCAGCGUCUCCGACUCAGAUCAAGUCAUCGGCAGCGGCGUUGACGGCCUCUCUUGGAAGCGGAGACUACGAAAGAUGGAUGGAAUUGCACCCGUCGGCAUUGCACAACUUCGAUGAGCUCAUGGACGCAUCCAAAGGGAAGCAGAUCGUGAUGUUCCUCGACUAUGAUGGUACUCUGUCUCCCAUCGUUGACGACCCUGACCGCGCCUUCAUGUCCGAUGAGAUGAGGGAGGCCGUGAGAGAUGUAGCAAACCAUUUCCCCACUGCUAUUGUUAGUGGGAGGUGUAGAGACAAGCUUUCAAACUUUGUGAGAUUAUCAGAAUUGUACUACGCUGGAAGCCAUGGCAUGGACAUCAAAGGCCCCAUUCAUGGACACAAGCACACGAAAGCCAAGGCAAAAGCUGUUCUGUUUCAGCCCGCCAGUGAAUUCCUUCCCAUGAUUGAUGAGGUCUACAAGAAGUUGGUCGAGACAACACAUAGUGUUCCGGGAUCACGAGUGGAGAACAAUAAAUUCUGCCUUUCCGUUCACUUCCGCUGUGUUGAAGAGAAGAAAUGGAAUGCACUAUCUGACAAAGUCCGAUCUGUUCUAAAGGAUUACCCCAAACUGAGGCUUACUCAUGGAAGAAAGGUCAUGGAGAUUCGACCGACAAUUAAAUGGGACAAGGGGAAGGCUCUUGAGUUCUUGUUGGAAUCUCUCGGAUUAAAUAACCAAAAUGACGUAUUCCCUUUGUACAUUGGAGAUGAUCGUACUGAUGAAGAUGCUUUCAAGGUGUUGCGUGAUAGAGGACAGGGAUUUGGCAUUCUUGUCUCAAAGAUUGCAAAGGAAACAAACGCUGCUUUUUCUCUCAGAGACCCAGCUGAGGUUUUGACGUUUCUGCGUCGUCUUGUGGAGUGAGAAUCAACACUGGUGGAAUAGCAUCCAGAAAUAUAAGAACAAAGAACAGUUUUCCCCUCCCUUUCUUUCAUUUCUACUCUUUAAAUUUUGCUGUAUCGUCUCCCAUUUGGGAGUUGGCAUGAAACCUUUAUUUACCGGUUUUCCUGCCCCAUUUAUAUAUUUGUGUGUAAAGUUUAUGCUGGAUUGUAAAAUUAAGCUCGCUUUCUACUGCAAAAGGUGGCAGUGUUGAUCCAAUUAAACAGCUUGUACUGUACUCCUUCAAAGUAAUAAGUUGUCUCCUAAUGUAUGACUUGCAUUUUUUAAAUGAUUUUUUUUUCUUUUC